GGGCCUGGCUCGUUAGCGCAGGGGAUCCGAGCAGGGCAGGACAUGUGAGAUAGUCACAGUUUUCCAGAGAUCACGACAAGAUCUAACCAGUCGCGCGUGGUCCCCGGCGCCGGAGCGGGCCAGCCCAGCCCAGCCCAGCCCCGCGCAGAGCCCCCGCCGCCCCCGCGCCCAGAGCCCCGCGUCCCUCGCCGUGCGCCGGACGGGGAACCGGGAGGAGCUGCCACCGCGCUUGCCACCUGGGUCGCCCUUCCUCCGCGUGCGCCGCCGCCCGGGCCGGGGGUCCGAGCCGCGCGCCCCCGGCCCCGGCCCCCGGGCGCCUGGGCCGGAUGUCCCGAUGAGAGAGCCGGCGCUGGCGGCCAGCGCCAUGGCUUACCACCCGUUUCACGCGCCACGGCCGGCCGACUUCCCCAUGUCCGCCUUCCUGGCGGCGGCGCAGCCCUCCUUCUUCCCGGCGCUCGCACUGCCGCCCGGCGCGCUGGCCAAGCCUCUGCCCGACCCCGGCUUGGCGGGGGCGGCGGCGGCGGCGGCGGCGGCGGCAGCGGCGGCGGCCGAGGCGGGGCUGCACGUCUCGGCACUCGGCCCGCAUCCGCCCGCUGCGCAUCUGCGCUCGCUUAAGAGCCUGGAGCCUGAGGACGAGGUGGAGGACGACCCCAAGGUGACGCUGGAGGCCAAGGAGCUGUGGGACCAGUUCCACAAGCUGGGCACCGAGAUGGUCAUCACCAAGUCCGGGAGGAGGAUGUUUCCUCCCUUCAAGGUGCGAGUCAGCGGCCUGGACAAGAAGGCCAAAUAUAUCCUGCUGAUGGACAUCGUGGCCGCUGAUGAUUGCCGGUAUAAAUUCCAUAACUCGCGCUGGAUGGUGGCGGGCAAGGCCGACCCCGAGAUGCCCAAACGGAUGUACAUCCACCCGGACAGCCCGGCCACAGGAGAGCAGUGGAUGGCCAAGCCGGUGGCCUUCCAUAAGCUGAAGCUGACCAACAACAUCUCCGACAAGCACGGCUUCACCAUCCUGAACUCCAUGCACAAGUACCAACCGCGCUUCCACAUCGUGCGAGCCAACGACAUCCUGAAGCUGCCCUACAGCACCUUCCGUACCUACGUGUUCCCCGAGACCGACUUCAUCGCGGUCACUGCCUACCAGAACGACAAGAUCACGCAGCUUAAGAUCGACAACAACCCGUUUGCCAAGGGCUUCCGGGACACCGGGAAUGGCCGGCGGGAGAAAAGGAAGCAGCUAACGCUGCCGUCGUUGCGCUUGUACGAGGAGCACUGCAAGCCAGAGCGCGACGGUGCCGAGUCGGACGCCUCGUCCUGCGACCCUCCCCCCGCGCGGGAACCGCCACCCUCCCCGGGGACAGCGCCUAGUCCCCUGCGCCUGCACCGGACUAGAGCCGAGGAGAAGUCGUGCGCCGCGGACAGUGACCCAGAGCCCGAGAGGCUGAGCGAGGAGCGCGCGGGGCAGGCGCUAGGCCGCAGCCCGGCCCUGGACGGCGGCAGCCCCCCUCGCUUGACCGAACCCGAGCGCGCCCGGGAGCGGCGCAGCCCCGAGAGGGCCAAGGAGCCGGCCGAGAGCGGCGGGGACGGCCUGUUUGGCCUGCGGAGCCUAGAGAAGGAGCGCGCCGAAGCCCGGCGGAAGGACGAGGGGCGCAAGGAGGCCGGCGAGAGCAAGGAGCCCGGCCUGGCGCCGCUGGUGGUGCAGACAGACAGUGCGUCCCCCCUGGGCGCCGGACACCUGCCGGGCUUGGCUUUCUCCGGCCACCUGCACGGGCAGCAGUUCUUCGGGCCCCUAGGGGCCAGCCAGCCGCUCUUUCUGCACCCGGGACAGUUCGCCAUGGGCCCCGGCGCCUUCUCCGCCAUGGGCAUGGGCCACCUACUGGCCUCGGUGGCAGGCGGCGGCAGUGGAGGAGGCGGCGGGCCAGGGACAGCCACCGGGCUGGACGCAGGCGGGCUGGGUCCCGCGGCCAGCACGGCAAGCACCGCCGGGCCCUUUCCGUUCCACCUCUCCCAGCACAUGCUGGCAUCUCAGGGAAUCCCAAUGCCCACUUUCGGAGGCCUCUUCCCCUACCCCUACACUUACAUGGCUGCUGCUGCCGCAGCGGCCUCCGCUUUGCCAGCCACUAGUGCCGCGGCUGCUGCCGCCGCUGCCGCAGGCUCCCUGUCCCGGAGUCCCUUUCUGGGCAGUGCCCGGCCCCGCCUGCGCUUCAGCCCCUACCAGAUCCCAGUCACCAUCCCACCUAGCACUAGCCUCCUCACUACUGGGCUGGCGGCCGAGGGCCCCAAGGCUGCAGGCGGCAACAGCCGGGAGCCCAGCCCGCCGCCCGAGCUGGCUCUCCGCAAAGCGGGGGCCCCGCCCCGCGGGGCCCUGUCGCCCAGCGGCUCAGCCAAAGAGGCAGCCAGUGAACUGCAGAGCAUCCAGAGACUGGUGAGUGGGCUGGAGAGCCAGCGAGCCCUCUCCCCCGGCAGGGAGUCGCCCAAGUGAGGGGGCCGCUCAGCUGCUCCGCUGCCGCGCAGGCCUCCUGAGCUGCCUGCCCCUGCUGCUUGGGACAUGUACAGCACAGAAUGGGUAUUUAUUUAAAUAAAGGAGAAAAAGCGGGCUGCAGCAGCUGGAAUGAAGCCCCGAUCAGCCAGCCAGGGCCUGGGACACUUCCCUGGGCUUCAGAAGGAAUCCGGCUGCCAGGAACGCAGUCGCGUUGGAGCCACUGGAUUUGGUCCAAGCCUGCUCCCGUGUCAAGGUGUCAUCGGCGGGGCCCUCUCCGGGUCCUCCAGCGCUGUGGGGAGGCCUCGUCCCUGGCCCAGCCAGAGGCUGGCUCUUCGGGAGCCAGAAGGUGCCGGGGUCAGGCGGGGGAGCCCCAGAACCCCUAGCCUCGGGCUGGGACCGCUUGAGAAUCUGGGGUGAGGGGUGCUGGGGUCAGUGAAGAUUCAAGUCAGUGUAGACUUGAGCUGAGAGAACCUGUUCUUUUAGUCCUUCCACCUCUUCACCCAGACAGGCGCCCCUCCCACCCCUGGGUCAGCAGAGGGAGUGGCACUUCAGCCUUGAGUCCCCAGGGGGAAAAAAAAAAGAUAUUUAUGAAAUAAAUGGUAAUUUGUGUAAAUAAGCUUUAAGGUUCCCAGAAUAUGCAAAUUGGUAUUAAUUUAUUCAAAGGUGUACAUUGCUGUGUACAUAAUAUUUAGAGAUUAACUCAUAGCAUUUAAUUUUUUUUUUCAUUUUACAUGAGCAUCUAUAUUGUACAGGGCUGGGGGGUGUCCUUGGCUGCGGGAGAGGGCCCCGAUCCCUGGAGGAGCUCCCACCCCGCCAGCCCCUCGGCCCCUGCGCCCGGGCUUUGCUCUUCCGGCCCGCGGGCUCCACCUCAGGUUUUCACUUUUCGCUCUGGAGCGAGACGAAACGACAAAAACUCGAGAAAACAAUAAAACGCUACAAUGCGAAGUGAA
Balaenoptera ricei (Rice's whale) is the source of this 3426-nucleotide messenger RNA. RefSeq names its product T-box transcription factor 2 (gene TBX2). Gene Ontology annotation, molecular function: DNA-binding transcription factor activity, RNA polymerase II-specific; RNA polymerase II cis-regulatory region sequence-specific DNA binding. Gene Ontology annotation, biological process: positive regulation of DNA-templated transcription; regulation of transcription by RNA polymerase II; cell fate specification. Gene Ontology annotation, cellular component: nucleus. The transcript is spliced from 7 exons. The coding region runs from base 335 to 2476 and encodes 713 amino acids. The record is from RefSeq and is a predicted model, not a curated record. Lineage: Eukaryota; Metazoa; Chordata; Mammalia; Artiodactyla; Balaenopteridae.